AUGAUUUUCAUAAUCAGCAGAAAAGGUUUUUUCUUUUGUCCUGCAAGAUAUCAAGCAGAAACGAUAGUCAAAACACCAUUCAUAAUCUUGAUAGAAAGGCAGAAUACUGAACAGUUUCGUGCCUUUCAAAACCAAUCACUAAACGAUCCCAUUCUGAAACUUAACAUUGAUGUUAAAGAGUGA
Clunio marinus is the source of this 183-nucleotide messenger RNA. The record is from the annotation of a GenBank genome assembly. NCBI's taxonomy places the organism in Eukaryota, Metazoa, Arthropoda, Insecta, Diptera, Chironomidae.